Molecule: messenger RNA, 1239 nt
Organism: Limanda limanda (common dab)
Lineage: Eukaryota; Metazoa; Chordata; Actinopteri; Pleuronectiformes; Pleuronectidae
Product: trophoblast glycoprotein-like
Exons: 2
Coding region: 1-1239 (412 amino acids)
Biological process (GO): negative regulation of canonical Wnt signaling pathway
Cellular component (GO): plasma membrane
Molecular function (GO): protein binding
Source: RefSeq, a predicted model, not a curated record
AUGGGUACUACUUUCGCCCUCCAUGCGUUUUUGGGGAUUCUGCUUUGUGCAACAUACCAGUGCUUGGAGUGUCCGUUCGGCUGCGAGUGUUUUGCUGUCACUCGCACGGUGAAAUGCGUUUCCAAGGAUCUGCUCUCGGUGCCACAAAGUAUUCCAGGAUACACCAGGACUGUCUUUAUCACAGGGAAUAACAUUCAGCAGAUUGCACCUGACUCCUUCACAGAGAUGGAGAAUGUCACCAACGUUAUUUUAAGCAAAAAUAGGAUUAAAGAGCUGGAGUCCCACAGCUUCUCUGCCCUGGUCAACCUUCGUUUCCUGGACCUCAGUGGGAACCAGCUGGCUCUCAUCCACCCCGAGGCCCUCAGCAUACCCGGCAGUCCCCUUCAGGAGCUCAACCUGAGCCGCUCGCUCUACAACUUCACCGCCCUGAUGGACCUCACCACGGCCCUUCGCUGGGGGGGCCUGAGGGGGCUCCUGCGCCUUGACCUCUCUGGGAACCACCUGGCCCUGCUGCCCCCGGGGAUGUUCUCUCACCUCCCCAACCUGCAGCAGCUCUUCCUUGCGAACAACUCCCUGGUGUCCGUCUACACUGGGACCUUCUCCGGCAUGAACCACCUGGAGGUGCUGGACCUCACACAGAACGCCUUCAUGACAUUCAGGGCCGAUUCUCUGCAGGAGCUGGAGAAGCUCGGCAACAUCCGCAUCCUUCUCGGUAACAACCCCUACACUUGCUACUGUGAAAUCCGUGAUUUUGUCACCUGGCUGAACGAAUCCAGAGCUCAGCUGGAUGUGGACGCUGUGAGAUGCUUCUCACCGAGAGCGUUGACCAACACCCGGCUGCGGGGGCUCAGUGUCCAGGCCAAUGGGUGUGUGGUCCCAGUCCAGGAGGGGACGGCUGACCUCACCCUGCAGACAUCCUAUGUUUUCCUGGGGCUGGUGCUGGGGCUCGUGGGGAUGGUGUUUCUGUUUGUGCUCUACCUGAAUCGCGAACGUAUGAGGAAGUGGAUCACCGAAAUGAGGGAAGCCUUCAGAGAAGUUCUGGAGGGAUACCACUACCGCUAUGAAAUUGACUCGGACCCCCGGCUGGGCCACCUCCCAGCAGACAACACCGGCAGCAGGACACAAGGGCAUUUAAAAUCCGCUUUGUCACAGCAGCUGCCGAGUGACACGUGUAUUGUCCAGGGUCCCACGGACAUGCAGGUUACAAAGGUGGCCACGUCCUCCCCAGGGCAUUUAUGA